GAAGGGAAUUAUGUGAUGUGGCUGUCACUAAUGACGUCGAUCUGUGUCUUGACGUCAUCCUUCGGGUAUCGCUCGACUACAGUCAAUCCCACUACUUCAAAGGUCAUUGCAUACGAGAAAGACUUCAUCUGCUUUUAUCUACAUGCCAAGCAUAAUUUUACGGUCCAAUUGAUCCCUCAAAUAAACUCAACAAGAAAGACAAUACUGCAUUUCCACAUAAUGUCUUCCCAAAACAAAGACAACAACGCCCAACAACCCGGCCUCAUCGCCGGCCACGCCGAGUACAUCAAGGGCGCCGCCGAGGCCGCCAUUGGCAGCGUCACGGGCUCGCACGCCUGGACCUCGUCUGGAGAGCAGGAUAAGGCGCACGCCGCGUCGACGAUGAAGGCUGCUGGCGAGCAGCGUGAUGCAUCAACGCAGGGAUACGGCAAGGCGGAGGAGAUUGCUGGAAAGGCGUUUGGGUGUGAGGGAAUGAAGACUGAGGGAGCUGCUAGCAAGAACGAGUAAUUGGGAGUUACGGGACAUGAUGAUGUGUCAUCAUGAUGGAGUCUGUACGAUUAAGACAUGGCGAUGCGGUUACGAAACUUAUUAUAUUUCUUCAAGACCAAUGCGAACCUACGAUGGCAUUUUGUUAUA
This is a messenger RNA of Colletotrichum acutatum, 636 nucleotides long. RefSeq lists its product as uncharacterized. The coding region runs from base 16 to 507 and encodes 163 amino acids. The record is from RefSeq and is a predicted model, not a curated record. Lineage: Eukaryota; Fungi; Ascomycota; Sordariomycetes; Glomerellales; Glomerellaceae. The transcript is spliced from 2 exons.